This is a messenger RNA of Poecilia reticulata (guppy), 2869 nucleotides long. NCBI's taxonomy places the organism in Eukaryota, Metazoa, Chordata, Actinopteri, Cyprinodontiformes, Poeciliidae. The record is from RefSeq and is a predicted model, not a curated record.
GCUGUUGAAUAACUUUGCACAGCAGAGUGGAGCAUGGCGCCACUGCUUGUUCUUCCUCUCCAAUACUCGGAAUGAGUAUGUAAUGAUGUACAGUCUCACAGUAUUUGAAAAUCUGGUGAACAAAAUGUGGAUUGGAUUGGCUUCACAAGACAAGAUGGAGAUUCGCAGCUGUCUUCCCAAACUCCUACUUGCUCAGCACAAGUCCGUGCCGUAUUUCAUCCGUAACAAACUCUGCAAAGUCAUCGUGGACAUCGGUCGUCAAGACUGGCCAAUGUUCUACCACGACUUCUUCACAAACACCCUUCAGCUGAUCCAGACGCCGGCUCUUGCUCCACUGGGUUUGGUGAUGUUGAAAACCACAUCAGAAGAACUUGCUUGUCCUCGGGAAGAUCUCAGCGUUGCCAGGAAAGACGAGUUGCGUAAACUGCUGCUGGAGCAGGUGCCGACCGUGCUCGGACUGCUGACCGGUAUCUUGGAGACUUACUGGGACAAACACAGCAUCAUUGCUUCUACUCCACCUCCAUCACCCACUUCUAGGGAAAGUGUGGAAUUGCUGGGCAGUUUGUUUCAGGGCAGCCAAUACUCAAAGCUGCUUUGUCAGCCUAUGGCUGCGUUGGACAAUGAGAGUCAUCAGCUCUGUUGUCUUGUUUUGGAGUGCUUGGCCCACCUGUUCAGCUGGAUCCCACUGUCCACAAGUAUUACGCCCACCCUGCUGGCAUCCAUUUUCCACUUCGCACGUUUCGGCUGCGACCUACGGACAAAGGCCAAGACGGGAGCGCUCAUCUCCUCCACUUCUAACGGACCGCUCAACCCCGGGGCUGUGCCAACGACAAACGGGGAGGGUCGAAACGGACAGCAGAGCGAGGUCAAUAAGGCGGAUCGCGCUCGCCUCGGCGUGCUUGCCAUGACCUGUGUCAAUGAACUGGUGUCAAAGAACUGCGUGCCAAUGGACUUUGAGGAGUACCUGCUGCGAAUGUUCCAGCAGACGUUYUUUCUUCUGCAAAGGCUGACGCGAGAGAACAAUGCUCAUACAGUCAAGAGCCGCUUACAGGAACUCGAUGAGAGUUACUUGGAAAAGUUUACAGAUUUCCUGCGCCUGUUUGUGAGCGUUCACUUGAGACGGAUCGAGUCAAGUCCUCAGUUUCCGAUUGUGGAGUUUCUGGGUCUGCUUUUCAAGUACACCUUCAACCAGCCUACCCACGAGGGAUACUUUGCUUGUUUGGACAUUUGGAGUGUGUUUUUGGAUUUUCUGACGACCAAAAUAAAAAGYAGACUCGCUGACAGAGAAAGUGUACUUAACAGGUACAAAGAUGCCUUAGUUCUUCUGCUGAGGGAAAUUCUCAAUCGCAUUCAGUUCAGAUUCAACCAGGCCCAGUUGGAGGAGCUGGACGAUGAGACUCUGGAUGAUGAUCAACAGACGGAGUGGCAAAGGUACCUACGUCAGAGUCUGGAGGUGGUUGCCAAGGUGAUGGAACUGCUGCCAUCCCAUGCAUUUUCUACGUUGUUUCCAGUCCUGCAGGAAAAUUUGGACGUGUACCUGGGCUUGCGGCAGUUCAUCGUCACCACUGGCUCGAGCCAAAGACUGAAYAUAACAGCGGAGAAUGACUGUCGCAGACUCCACUGUUCUCUCAGGGACCUCAGCUCGCUGCUGCAGGCAGUGGGACGCUUAGCUGAGCAUUUCAUUGGAGAGGUGUUUGCUGMACGCUUCUCCGAUGCUCUGGCCGUGGUGGAGAGGUUGGUUGAAGUGACUUGCUACGGCUCCCAGACCAGCCUUUAUGACCUGGAGACAGCUGUGCCUUCUGUGCUCAARCCUGACCUCACCGACGUACAUGCGCAGGCUCUGGCUGCUUUGCAAGCCUAUUCCCACUGGCUCACUCAGUUCUACAGUGAAGUCCACAGCCAGAACCAGAGCCAGUUCAUCAACCUCAUCACUUCUGCAGUAAAUGCUAGCAGCCCUCUCAUCACAACAAAGGUACCUGAGAAGUUGCUGCUCUCUGCCAGCCAUCUGAUGGUUUCCAUCACCGCCACAGUGAGGCCGGUGUUUCUGGUCACUUUGCCGGCCGUUCAGAACAUCUUCAACCGGAUUACGACAGAGAACCAGAGCCAAAGACUUCCCCAAGAGGCUCACAUGCUCGUGUGCAGAGCUUUGUCCAACAUGCUGUUGCUCCCGUGGCCAAACUUACCRGAGAGCGAGCAGCAGUGGCAGACGCGCUCCAACAGCCACGCCAGCCUGGUGGCCGCGCUMACUCGGGAAUAUCGCAUUUUAAGAGGAACUGUGAACAUUAGUCCGCGACAGCCGGGCCUGGACAACGUGAAAGCGGUGAUACAGCAGACCCUACCUGUGCUCAGGGAUAUAGUCGACAGCAUUUCGAGUGAAUCCACAAAAUCUCGUCAGAUCUGUUACCAGAGUCUUCAGGAGUCGGUCCAAGUGACUCUUAACCUGUUCCCGGUUUUCAUUCAGCAGCCAGAUGUGACGGACGAGAUGCUGGCCUUCUUCUUGACUCUGUUUCAAGCGUUGCGAGUCCAAAUGGGUGUUGCUUUCACGGGGCAGAUCAUUCACACUUUCCUCAGCAUGUUCACAAGGGAGCAGCUGGCUGCCAGCAUCUUGCAGGAAGGCAGCGCCGGAUGCAGGGUGGUGCAGAAGUUUCUGAAAAUUCUGCAGGUGGUGGUGCAAGAACCCGGUCAAGCUUUCAAGCCCUUCCUGCCCAGCAUCCUGUCACUGUGCAUGGAGCAGGUCUACCCAGUGGUGGCAGAGGUCAGUUGGUAUUUGGGGAAAAAGUCACUCUUGACUUUUACUCUCCCCUUUUUUUUUUUUUUUUUUUUUUUUUGUAUGGAGCAGUUCUGGUUGAUGUGAAGAUUGCUCGCCUCA